CCCCGGAGCCAGCACAGCCUCCCCCCGCAGACCUCUCCCCGGAGAACUGGACUCCACUCGGCUGCUCCGACUCGAACCCUUGCCUCCCUCACGUCGAACGGACGCUACGGAGAAAGAAAGAGAAGAAGAAAAAAAAGUUGUGGAAAUCACAAGAGGAAGGAGAAGUUUUUCCUCUCUUUUUCGCCCCCGGUUCCGUGGCCCCGCGGCGGGGCAGCACAGCUCGGACAGGCCGGGGGGAGGCGGACCGGAGCCCGGACGAUGUGGAUCUGGUACCUGCUGCUCGGUUCCGGCUCCAGAACAGUCGAGAGCCAGCUGCUUCCAGGGAAUAACUUCACCACAGAGUGCAACAUCCCUGGAAACUUCAUGUGCGGAGAUGGGAAGUGCGUCCCCGGUGGCUGGCAGUGUGACGGACUGCCCGACUGCUUUGACCAGAGCGACGAGAGGGGCUGUCCUAAGGUCAAGUCGAAGUGCGCUCCGACGUUCUUCGCCUGCGCUAAUGGCGUCCACUGCAUCAUCGGCCGCUUCCGCUGUAACGGCUUCAGCGACUGUCCUGACGGGAGCGACGAGGAGAACUGCACAGGAAACCCACUGGUUUGCUCGGAGUCUCGCUUCAAGUGUCGGAACGGCCGCUGUCUUGACCGCAGCUUCUUGUGUAACGGCCAGGACAACUGCCAGGACAACAGUGAUGAGGAGCUCUGCCUGACCACAGCAGAAGCCCCUGGCCAGGACUUUGUGACACUAGACUACCGUCUGCGCUACUACCCCAGCAUCACUUACGCCGUCAUCGGCAGCGCCGUCAUCUUCGUCCUGGUGGUGGCUUUGCUGGCCUUGGUGCUCCACCACCAGAGGAAGCGUAGCGUCCUGCUGCCCAGAGGCGUGAGAGGGAGCUCACAUCACCAUCACCACCACCAGCCCCUGUUGCUGUCCCGUCUGGUCAUCUUGGACCGGGGCCACGUCCAUCCCGGAGGUCCCGGUCUCUCCCCCGGCUCGCCAACCACAGCAGGCCAGUGCAGCUCCACUACACAAGCCCUGCAGCUGCUCUCAGGGACUCUGUAUCCCUCCGGACUCUCCAUGGACUCACCUCCAUCGUACUCACAAGCUGUUCUGGAUGUCAGUCGGCCUCCAUGGUUUGAUCUCCCUCCUCCUCCGUACCUCUCUGAUCGGGAGCUUCCCUCAGCGGACGAGUUGCCUCAGUACGAGGCCCCACGAGACCCUCUGAGCCACCAGCCAGCGCAUCCCACCGCACCCCCCACUCCACGGACUGGGACCUCGGGCUCACAGCCGAACUCCAGAGAAGAGUCCGAGCAGCUGUAGCCGCCUCCCCCCAACCUUGUGAACUGAUAAUAUUUGGUACUUCGAGACUGAAGGACCAGGCUGCAGGGUCAUUCGAGGCCAGGACAGUCCACCACAAGGACCUGCUGAGGAUUAUUCAACAGGGAGCGAGAGACUAAACAGAAUCCUUAACUCGCCUCCCACACAUGGGCUGAGUGAAGCACUGGACUGAGAUCAGCCUCUCCAGACUGAUCCUGUGUGCUGGCUCACCCUGCUGGGGGCGUGGCUGAACUGCACUUCAAUCGGUUACUUAUUCAGUGAUUUGUCAUCAGUUCAGUGCUGGUGACCUGUGCUCACCUUGAAGAAGAACUGUGUAUAAUACGUAGUAAACGGAGGAGCACAUUUCCAGUCAUUAACACAACAUAUAUAAUGCGAGCAAAGAGUGGCAGCACCUGAAAUGAUUACUGUGUAACAGUGUAAUCAGGUCAGAGUGGUGUUAUUCUCCUCAGUGUUAGCACUUGAGAGCUGAAUGAAAAUCACGCAGUGUUUUGAAAUACUCUUCACACUACUUUACAUUUCACAUCUACGGUAUUUUCCAUAGUAAGGUUUAUGAGAGAUCUUUAUUGUGUUCAAAUUGUAAAAUAGCUGAAUACUAGAUAUCAAGACGAGGUCAAAACCAAAUAAAUGGCUGGACUGUGUUUUGUCAAUGUGAAAGAUUGUAGACGUAGCGGAUAAUGUAUUUGCAUUUUGUGUGUGUUGUCAGCCGGUUUCAGCCGUUUAUCUGUUUGAACAUCAGCUCAGUCGGACAUUACAAGGACUUUGAAGCGUGGAGCUGGCAGCGUUAGGUCUUUUUAAUGCCCAGUUCAACCGAUCGGACAUUCGUUCUCACCCGUACGGCUUCUCCAGGUAGAAAAGUACAAAGUCUGCCCACAUUUGGUUAUAAAUCUGUGCUUUUCUGAGUCACUUUACUUUGACGAAUUACUGUGGUUGCCUCAAUGUAACUGAAGUGGAUUCAGUUUUCAGAUUUAUCCAAAUAGAAGACGAAAGAAUGAUGACAUUACGAAUAGGAACGAACCUGUUGCUUCAUUGAUAGGGCCGAUAAAUGAUGCCUGUAAAAACUGUUUCAUAUUCGUUUAGUGAUAUAGAGAUAUUUCUUUUAGAGCAGUGGUUUUUGUGUUUAUCUUUUUCCAAAAUAUUACUUAUUUGGUGAAAUUCCAGCAAAAAAGUAAAAAGGACCAUUGAGUUUUGCUGAAAUAAUAUUAGGCAGAUAUAUAUAUAUAUCAAUUUAUCACAUUAUAUCAUUCCUCUGCUGGCAAAGAUAAACUGUUUUAUUAAAUUUCCAUCUGAAUAGAAGACCAAUAAUGUUUGUUUAUGUAAAGACAAGAAGAAAUACAUUCAAAGGAUUUUGUUGAGGCCUUUAUUCUGUGCCACAAUGGCUCUUAGUGCCUUUAUUCUGAAAUGUUUUUGGACAGAAAUUACAAUCGUAUUAAAGCCAGGUCUGAGAUUUACCAGGAAAUAUUUGAGAGUAUCUCAUUUUAGAUUAGAUUGUUCAUAUUGAGAUUGAGAUUAGUUCAUGUGUAUAACGUUGACUGUGUGGCGUUCGGGGAGAUCAUCCUCCGAAUUCUAAAAACAAAGACUGAUCCAUUCCACAUCUGAAGGAUCUGUGUUACACUUGUACCAUUAAUCUUUGCUCCUUUCAAAGUGAUUUGUAUGACAUUGUACGUAGGAGAUUUGAUAGUAAAGAAAUCUAUUAAAAAGUAGAAAACAUCUUUAGAUCUUAAAGUGAGACAUGAAUGUGUGACACCUGAAACAUAGAAAUGUUUUGCAUCUUUACUUUUCUUCUAGAGCCAGCAGUGAAAAAACAAUCAAACCAAAGAUAAUCAUUAUUGAUCCUUUCUCCUACGAUGUUACCCUCCAAAGGAAUAAUUGUGUCACAAAUGUUUGUACCUCCAUUAUAUAAAAACCUUUAUCAUAUUCAAAUGUGCAAAGGCUUGUUGAGUCAAACAGAAGUUGUGUUAUUUGCUGGAAAAACUGGAAAACGUUUCUCAGGAGAAGAUUGAUAUCAGUCUAUCUGCUCUGUUGUUUAUAUAUAAGUUUUGUUUUAAAGGAAUGUUUAAGAUCAAAUUAUAUUUUCUUUUCUGAUUUGUUUUCUGUAGGUUAGAUAUUCACAUGUCUAUAAUGUUGCCUGUCAUGAUCUCUUUAUCCCCUGUAUCCUUUAUAUUGAAAGUAAUAUAAAAUUCUGACUCAGAAUUCAUGUGUAUGAGUGGGUCUCUCCUGUGAAUGUCUGUUUCAGUCCGA
This is a messenger RNA of Limanda limanda (common dab), 3570 nucleotides long. It is a transcript of the gene ldlrad3, whose product is annotated as low density lipoprotein receptor class A domain containing 3. Gene Ontology annotation, molecular function: protein binding. NCBI's taxonomy places the organism in Eukaryota, Metazoa, Chordata, Actinopteri, Pleuronectiformes, Pleuronectidae. Gene Ontology annotation, biological process: receptor-mediated endocytosis. The transcript has 6 exons. Gene Ontology annotation, cellular component: plasma membrane. The coding region runs from base 259 to 1314 and encodes 351 amino acids. The record is from RefSeq and is a predicted model, not a curated record.